Messenger RNA from Aplysia californica (California sea hare), 1108 nucleotides. RefSeq names its product 4-coumarate--CoA ligase 2. The record is from RefSeq and is a predicted model, not a curated record. The coding region runs from base 39 to 992 and encodes 317 amino acids. Gene Ontology annotation, molecular function: CoA-ligase activity. Lineage: Eukaryota; Metazoa; Mollusca; Gastropoda; Aplysiida; Aplysiidae. The transcript is spliced from 5 exons.
AAGUUCUCUGGUGGCGUGUCCUAAACUGACCACUGACCAUGGGCAGCACAAUCUCCGGAAUUCGGGAUCACGACACGCUGUGUAAACGCCUCAAGUUUCUGGCCAACAACUUCCCAGACAGGGAACUCUUCAUCUUCUACAACCACGGAAUUCGUGACGUGUACACAUCCAAAGAACUCUUCCAAUUGGGAGGGAAAUUUGCCGCCCUGCUCCGUCAGAAAGGUUUCCAACGUCAUGACGUCAUCGCCAACGCGUUACCGAACUCCCCUGAGCGAGUUGUCACUGAAGUGGGCAUUAUAUUAGCGGGCUGUGUCGCAAUGAACGCGCCGCUUCUCCUUGCAGACGGCUCUGACUUUUUCGAAGUGGCCAAGAAAGCUCGCUGUCGGGCUGUUGUGGCAGAUAUAUACGACAAGGGCCCAGCUUCUACACUGUUCCUGCCCUACAACGGAGGAGCGACCAGCAGCUCCAAACGAUUCAUAGAUCUGAACAUUGACUCCGCCCCUGAACUGACGUCCGCCAUUAAUGUCUUCAGAGACGGAGAUACGAAAACCCUGCUGGAGGAACUGAGAAGCUGCGAAUUGGACACGGUGUUCGAACCCUGUGAGCCUGACGACUUGGUCAAAGUGUUUACCACCUCUGGCAGCACCGGCUUCAGCAAGUUGGUAUCCCAGACACAUGACGUGGCCAUCCACUCCUGGGAAGGUUAUGUAGACUUUCUGGAGACUCAAGCACCAGUGAACGAGCUGGGCAAUUAUGGCUACUACAACGACACAGCGUUGGGUUGGCUUGUCGGUUUUCCUUUCGGAACAUUCGUUUUAGGUUCGAAGAGAGUGCUUUCGGAUAUGUGGUCUGGUGACGCCCAGGCGAGGUCUGGAGCUGCCAUGUGGGAGAUCAUCAGAACAGAGAAAUGCGCUCCUCCACCAUCAUGCCCGUUAACGUGUACAGCAUUCUGGAGCACGUGCGGAAGACGGGAGACGACUCAUUCCGCAUGAGCCUGAGCAUGGUCUGUGGGCAGCCGCUCAGAAAGAAAUGUUUCCAGGAGGCGUUCACGAUUUCGGAAAAAUUGUUGGUCGCGUAUGGAUCAACGGAGGUGGGAGGUGCCUCUGGU